Striga asiatica is the source of this 1042-nucleotide messenger RNA. The record is from the annotation of a GenBank genome assembly. NCBI's taxonomy places the organism in Eukaryota, Viridiplantae, Streptophyta, Magnoliopsida, Lamiales, Orobanchaceae.
GCUUUUUCUAGUUUCCCAUGCCAUUUUUAAUUCCCUUCUUAUAUAUUUAACCCUCUCCUUGCUCAUUUUUCUUCAUCCCUCAAGUCUACUUCUCUCUCUCUCUCUCUAAAAAAUAAUAUCUAUUAGUUCCUAAAUUUUGUCAAAGACUUUUAAUUAGCCAAGUUAGAAAAAUGGGUGAUAUUUCAAUCUCCAAUGGGAAUCAUAUUAAUGGCAAUAAUAUUGGAGUGGGAGUUCAAAGAAAGAGUUGUUGGUAUGAGGAAGAGAUUGAGGAGAAUUUGAGGUGGUGUUUUGCACUCAAGAGUAUAUUGCACACAAGUGCCUCUCAAUACCAAGACAUCCAGCUCUUGGACACUAAGCCCUUUGGGAAGGAAGUGGUGGAUUUUUGCAAGUCACAUUUGGUGGCCAAUAAAGAUGCCUUUUGUGAUCCUAGAUUGGAGCUUGUCAUUAAUGAUGCAAGGGCUGAGCUUGAAAGGAGGGAUGAGGUUUAUGAUGUGAUAAUAGGGGACUUGGCAGAUCCAAUUGAAGGAGGCCCAUGUUACAAACUUUAUACCAAAUCCUUUUAUGAAUCUGUUGUUAAGCCAAGGCUUAAUCAGGCUGGAAUUUUUGUCACACAGGCAGGGCCAGCUGGAAUUUUCAGCCACACAGAAGUGUUUUCUUGCAUCUACAACACUCUUAGGCAGGUUUUCAAAUAUGUUGUACCUUACUCAGCACAUAUCCCUUCCUAUGCUGACACUUGGGGAUGGGUCAUGGCAUCAGAUUCUCCAUUGACAUUGAGUGCUGAUGAAUUUGACCUGAGAAUUAAGCAGAGGAUUGAAGGGGAGAACAGAUAUGUUGAUGGCAAAACAUUCUCAUCUGCAUCUACUUUGAGUAAAGCUGUCCGAAAAUCAUUAGAGAAUGAGACUCAUAUUUAUACAGAAGGGAAUGCAAGGUUCAUUUAUGGACAUGGUGCUGCUUACAAACAGCAUUGAAAAGUUGGUGAUGAGUUAUUAUUAUGAUGUUGCUGAGUUCUUGCUCUUGUACUGCUACUCCUCAUUAUNAAAGA